Molecule: messenger RNA, 893 nt
Organism: Ziziphus jujuba (common jujube)
Lineage: Eukaryota; Viridiplantae; Streptophyta; Magnoliopsida; Rosales; Rhamnaceae
Exons: 3
Coding region: 57-566 (169 amino acids)
Cellular component (GO): chloroplast
Source: RefSeq, a predicted model, not a curated record
GUCUUCAAAACAAACUGAGGAGACAGAUAUUUUGGUACCACUACCAGAGAGAUAAAAUGGGCACUCUAACUCUCUUCCCUCUCUCACUCUCUUUUCCUCUUCGACCACCUUUUCUUUCCCCUUUAAAAUUCCAUGUCUCCAAUUCCAUUUUCUCGCCGCGCAUAUCUUCAGCUGCUCUGAAAUCAAGGAGAUCUAGUAGCAGAAUUGUUGUGGGAGGCAAUUCAAGCGACUCGGAGAAGUCGCAGUUCUUGGAUGAAAAUGGAGUAGUUGAUGAUAUGGACGGCUAUCUCAACUAUCUUUCUCUUGAAUAUGACUCUGUUUGGGACACUAAACCAUCCUGGUGCCAACCAUGGACAAUUACAUUGACUGGAGUAUUAGCAAUUGCCUUUAGCUGGCUCAUAUUGCAAUCAGUUGUUGUCACGGCACUCGUAUCGUUACUAAUAUGCGCAUGGUGGUACAUAUUUCUGUAUUCUUAUCCAAAGGCAUACACAGAAAUGAUUGCUGAGCGAAGGAAGAAAGUGACAAACGGAGUUGAAGACACAUUUGGUUUGAAGAAGAUCCAAUAAUUUUGAUCAACAUGAAAAAUGCUAGCUUUCCCUCCCCUUUAUAAGAGGAUAUGUCAAGUCCGUAGAGGGAAAGAAGGUUUUGGUUUCACAUGAAUGAAUUUCAAGGAAAACUAACCAAUCAUGCACCAGAAAAGGAUUGUAGUAGGCUAGUGGUGUAGACUUUUUUUUACCCAAGCGAAUUUUAUUUUUACCAACAAAAUGAUGUAAAACUAUUUUCUUAUGCAUAACGCUUGUUUAUGUGUGCAAAAAUAUAUCGAUGCUUGUAUAGAACAAGAAAGCUUCAUUCAUUUUCCACAUAAGGGUUAAGCAUUCUAUUUUGUGAAGUUA